AAUUAGGUCUCAGUUAACUAUUUAUUUUUACUGUUCAAAGGUAUAAUAACUCUAAAUUAACAAUGGCUACAGACAUGAUAAGAAAGCCUAAAGAUAUAUCUUUCAGUGAUAUAGUUGUUGAUAUAUGCUUCCACCCUGAAAAAGAUGUCAUCGCCUCUGGUACCAUAGAAGGAGAUGCAUAUUUACAUUCGUACUCCACUACAUCAGAGAAUAGCGAGUUGAUGAAAUUGUCACAUCACAAAAAGUCAUGUCGUGUCGUUCGUUUCUCCCCUAGCGGAGAAGAACUUCAUACAGCAUCAAAAGACAAAUCAUUCAAUUCUAUAGACCUCAACACAGGAACAGUGAAGAGAAAAGUGAAGAGCGCCCACGAGUCUCCAAUAUAUAGUAUGUUAGUAACUGGGGAAAACUUUCUUGUAACGGGAGAUGAUGAUGGUCACUUAAAGUUAUGGGAUUUGAGACAACAGAAGGCUGUAAUGGAAGUGAAAGAAUCAGAAGAAUUUAUCAGUGAUAUAGCUGUGGACGAUGCUAAAAGAACACUUCUAACCACUAGUGGAGAAGGAACCCUCACAGCAUUUAAUCUGCGGCGAAAAAAGUUGGAUACACAGUCAGAAUUGUUUGAUUCCGAGUUUCUCUCAUUGGCUAUUGUAAAGAGAGGUCAGAAAGUAGUAUGUGGCUGUGGAAUGGGAGAGUUGAAUAUCUUCACAUGGGGAGAGUGGGGUAAUAUAAGUGACCGGUUCCCGGGUCACCCAAUGUCAGUAGAUUGUAUGGUACCCUUAACAGAUGACAUAGUGUGUACUGGUUCAUGUGAUGGAAUGAUAAGAGCAGUAAAUAUUCUACCGAACCGUUUCUUGGGAGUUGUCGGGGAGCAUCCAGGUGAUUUUCCUGUGGAGAACCUUUCACUUUCUAGAGACAAACACUGGCUAGCAAGUUGUUCUCAUGAUCAGAAAAUUAAAUUCUGGAAUGUAGACAGUAUCAAGGAUGAGACUGUUGAUGUGAAAAGCAGGGCGAAAAAAGGAAACAAAUCCAAAUUUCUCAAAUCAUCAGAUAAAGGGGAUUUCUUUGCUGACAUGGCUGCUGAUGAAAAUAAUGCUUCUACAAGUGGUCAGGGUGAAGGUGAUGAUGAUGAUGAUAGUGAUGAAAUGGAUGAUAGCGAUGAUGAGGAUGAUUGAAUAAAAAAAAUUUUAUAAGAUGCAAA
Molecule: messenger RNA, 1195 nt
Organism: Mercenaria mercenaria
Lineage: Eukaryota; Metazoa; Mollusca; Bivalvia; Venerida; Veneridae
Product: WD repeat-containing protein 55-like
Molecular function (GO): protein binding
Source: RefSeq, a predicted model, not a curated record